AUGAACUGUCCGAGGUCUUUCCAUGGCGGUCCGCGAAAUGGUACCAAGGAGGUGUAUCAUUCGUCACAAGACGAUGGACCCAUCAUGGCGUUUCCCCGGUCUACUCUCGCGGCAUUGACUACGAUAGUGGUCUUCUUCCUAAGUACAUUUGCCGUUCAUGCAGCCGAGUGUGUUGUGGACGCCAACAACAACGGGGCGGAUGACUCUGAACAUAUCUUACAGGCUUUCGAUUCAUGUAAAGAGAACAGUGUCAUUCGGUUCCAGCAGACCAACUACAGCGCGCACACGCCCGUCAGUUUAACGGGUCUCAAGAACGUUACGAUUCAUUUGGAUGGAAAUCUCAACCUUCCUAAUAAUAUCUCACAAGUACAACAGGCAAUUAAUGUCACGAAGAAUCAACCGAGUACAUACGCCACGCCGUGGUUCUACUUCUCUGGCGAGGAUGUAUCUCUCAUAGGUUCAGAUAAUCCUGAAUGGGGUCGGUUUAAUGGGUUUGGACAACGGUGGUGGGAUAUUGGGAAUCGAACUCUCAGACCUCAGCUAGCAACAUUCAACGUGACGAAUGGACUCUUGCGGGGACUCAAAGUUAUUAAACCAGUUGCAUGGGGAUGGAACUUACCCGGGACGAACAUACGUGUGGAGAAUCACUUCGUGGAUGCUAAACCUGAUAAUUCAACCAGAGAUAGUACGGUGAGCUUCCCUUUCAACACGGAUGGAAUAAACGUUUCCGGGAACAACAUCACAAUAGACGGGUACUAUGGCCACAACGGCGAUGAUUGCGUCUCUAUCAUUAACGGCGCUCGGAAUGUCCUCGCUCAGAAUGGGUACUGCGGAUUCUCGUCUCAUGGAUUGUCCAUCGGAUCGUUAGGUCGCGGGGGAUCGGAACAGACUGUCCAGAAUGUGACAUUCAAAAACUGGACUAUGGAUGGAGCUGUAUAUGGCGCCAGAUUCAAGAGCUGGACAGGAGGCCGUGGAUGGGCGGAUAAUGUCACUUGGGAAGAUAUUACGCUUGUCAAUGUCUCUACUGGGAUAUUCAUUACGCAAAAUUACUAUGACCAAGAUAAAGGUGCACGGCCGCAGAAUACCAAUCAAACUAGCACGAAGAUAUCGAAUUUCACGUUCAAGAACUUCACCGGAGGGUUGAAUCUUAAUUGGACGGACGGAACUUGUAUAAGCAACCCUUGUUGGAACUAUGUUCAAGGUGGUGAUGCGACGCAAGGGAUCAUAUUCGACUUGUAUCCUGGCACCGCCUUGAACAUCGCAGUACAGGACGUCAAGAUCCACCCGAACGAUAAGCCGGAGAAUGCUACUACUGUGAUCUGUGAUCCCUCUACGCUCGCAGCUGGCGAACAAGAUACGCUGGGGUUUCAGUGUCAGAACGGACCGUUCGUCGCGACGCAGAUUAAAAGCGGGGGUGGGAGUAGUGGGAGUGGUAAUGGGGCUUUUAGAAGUACCGCAAGUGGGAUGGGAGUUGUCACCGUACUAGUCGUCUUGGGUGGGCUUUUGUUGUAA
Molecule: messenger RNA, 1512 nt
Organism: Marasmius oreades (fairy-ring Marasmius)
Lineage: Eukaryota; Fungi; Basidiomycota; Agaricomycetes; Agaricales; Marasmiaceae
Exons: 13
Coding region: 1-1512 (503 amino acids)
Biological process (GO): carbohydrate metabolic process
Molecular function (GO): polygalacturonase activity
Source: RefSeq, a predicted model, not a curated record